Messenger RNA from Lachancea fermentati, 1200 nucleotides. The record is from the annotation of a GenBank genome assembly. Lineage: Eukaryota; Fungi; Ascomycota; Saccharomycetes; Saccharomycetales; Saccharomycetaceae.
AUGAAGGUUCUUCGGUUCAAUCAAGACGCGACAUGCUGUUCGGUAGCAACCUCUCCAAAUACCCUAUGCAUUUACAACUGCGAUCCUUUCGGGAAAUGCUUUGAAUUGGAAAGCGGCAGCAGAAAUAGUAGUAGAGAUGAUCUCACGAUAUAUCAAGCAUCCUCUGAAGAGAACUUCAUUAUCGAGAUGCUAUUUUCUACAAGUUUGAUUGCUGCUGUUGACAAGAAUCAAGGCUUCCAGAAAAGCAGAAAGCUGAAGAUAGUGAACACAAAAAGGAAAUCAACAAUAUGCGAGCUUACAUUCCCCCACGAAAUCAUCGAAGUUGUUAUGAAUAGGAAGAGAAUGUGCGUUUUACUCUCUAGUGAUCAAAUAUUUAUCUACGAUAUCUCGUGCAUGAAGUUGUUACAAACUAUUGAUGUCUUGGAAGGUUUAUCGAACCAAGGACAUGCUUCUAAAUCUCAAGGGUCAGAGAGCGGCAGAUCAAGUGUGAAGAUAUCAUUGAGUAGCAGUGAUGAUAGAAGCAUUCUUUGCUACACUGCUGUUUCGCGUUCUACUGCAGAGAAGCAGUUGGUCAACAAUAUAGUGGUUUUUGACGCUCUGAAUGUAACCCCUAUAAACUACUUGAAUGCAGUCCAUAAAGGCAAUAUUAAGUGCUUAACAGUAAGUCACAAUGGAAAACUUGUGGCAACAGCAUCGGAGAAAGGCACUAUUAUACGUGUCUUGCAAACUGGCGUCGAUUCAGAUUUCGAUGCAAACAACCCUCUCCUAUAUGAGUUUAGACGAGGUACAAGACCCAGUGUGAUUCAUGAAAUCAAAUUUAAUCCGCAAUCCACGUAUAUUGGAUGUGUCGGGAACACGGAUACAAUUCACAUUUUUAAAUUACCCCAAAAUAAAAAUAUUGAGGAAUAUGGUACUGAUAGCGGCAGCUCACUUAUCGACAGCAAAUUUGGUCGAGAGUCCUCCAAACAGCUGGCAACCUUCAUCUCAAAACGGGUUAUUUCUCGCAUACCAAGCCAGAAUUUAGCAAGGGAUUAUGCCCAUAUUAACGUUACAGAAAACGUAAGGCAUAGCAUUGGCUUUCCUGAAGAAUUUCCAAAGCAAGUAUAUGUUGCUGGAGACGAUGGUAAGCUUCAAAUCUACGAAUUGCCAACUGCUCCUGGGGAAUGUAUAUUGGUUAAAAAUAGUAAAUUCUUAGCAUAG